CCUUGCUUUUCAAUGCGUUUGAGUAUUCAGUGAAUGAAGAAACCUUCAAUUAAACCAGUUGAAUGGCGCGGUGUUACUGUCGCUGGCGUAACCUGUUAAUCUGUGUAUGCGGUCCAUGCAUCUGCCUGGCCCUGCUGUUCAUCUAUGUCGCUGUCAUGUUGUGUUUGAGCUUGAACAGCACAGGAAUGCCAACAGUCUUGAAUCCUCUUCACUUUGUGGCCUCAGGAACUUUUAGUAAUGGGAGCUUUGCCCCACUGCCUAAAACUUUCUGGGAGUUCCACCUGCAUGGAAAUGCCUUUUGGAACCGACUACAGCUGGCCAUCGACCGCCAUUUCAACCCCAUCCUGCGUUCCAAAAACACCAAAAAGGGAUUUGAAAGCAGCAUCGUUAAUGAUUCCCUACUGAGGCAAAGUUUCUCUGAAGUUACUAACUUGGACAGCACGAGGAGAGACUUUUACAAGCUGCCAGAGCUGAUGCGAGACUUUGUGGUACACAUGAACAGGAGGGACUACCCAGUCCUCCUUCACCCAGAUGCAGUAUGUGGAGCUGGGGCAAAAGAUGAGAGGGAGCCCCCACUGCUUCUUCUAGCCAUCAAGACAACAGAGCUGAACUUCAAGAACCGACAAGCCAUCCGAAGGACCUGGGGUCAGGAGGGUUGGGUGGCAGGACAGAGGAGGAACAGCAGCAGAGGAAAAGCAGACGGAGGAUACGUCCGCAGGGUGUUCCUGCUAGGAAAAGAGAACCCUCAGGAGCUGGGCGUGGAUGUGUCUCAUCUACUGCAGUUGGAGAGUAAGCGUUAUGGAGACAUUCUGCAGUGGGAUUUCAGUGACACAUUUUUCAACCUCACCUUGAAGGAUGUGCUCUUCUGGAGCUGGUUCUCAGAUGUUUGCGACCAGACUCGCUUCGUCUUUAAGGGGGAUGACGACGUCUUCGUCAACACACCGAGAAUGAUAUCCUUCCUCCAGGACCAGCUGAGGAAACCACAAGCUGACAAGGCUAUGAACGACUUCAUGGUCGGAGAUGUCAUAGGAGCGGCAUUACCCAAUCGAGUCGACAAGUCCAAGUACUUCGUCCCAGACAGCUUCUACAAGGGCAUCUAUCCUACAUAUGCAGGCGGGGGAGGGGUGGUGUACUCAGGCCUGCUGGCCAAACGCCUACACAACGUAUCUAAAAGAAUUCACCUGUUCCCCAUUGACGAUGUUUUUGUAGGGAUGUGUAUGGUUCGGCUUAACACACACCCCAUCCACCACCCUGCCUUCCUUACGUUUGACUUUCCUGACAAGGAUGAGGAGAAGCUGUGUGCGUACCACAGAAUCUUACUGGUCCACAAACGAAGCCCCACCCAGAUGGUUAAACUGUGGGCAGACAUGAAAAAGAGACAGAUACGGUGUUGGGGUGUGCCCCUGAGGGCGGCAAACAAGAAGGAAAACAAAAAAAAACUGUAG
Messenger RNA from Thunnus maccoyii (southern bluefin tuna), 1445 nucleotides. RefSeq names its product N-acetyllactosaminide beta-1,3-N-acetylglucosaminyltransferase 2. Gene Ontology annotation, molecular function: hexosyltransferase activity. The record is from RefSeq and is a predicted model, not a curated record. The transcript has 2 exons. Bases 63 to 1445 code for a protein of 460 amino acids. Gene Ontology annotation, cellular component: membrane. Lineage: Eukaryota; Metazoa; Chordata; Actinopteri; Scombriformes; Scombridae.